AUGACUAAUGCUGGUUUCUUCUGUCUUCUUAUAUAUGUAGACGAUGUACUUCUUGCAGGUCCAUAUGAGAAAACUAUUGCUGCCUUCAAAGAAAAAUUACAUAACCUGUUCACUAUAAAGAAUCUGGGAAAGGCCAGAUUUUUUCUUGGCUUAGAAAUUGGCAGAUCUGAUGCAGGCAUGAUCAUAACACAAAGCAAAUAUAUGAAAGAAAUCAUAGUUGAUACAGGACUCGCUCAAGCCAAGGCUGUCAAUACUCCAUUACCAGCUGGAUUACAACUCAGAGCAUCAAUAGGGCAACAGUUAGCAAAUCCAGAGCCUUACAGAAAAUUGUUGGGUAGAUUACUAUAUCUAGGCUUCACUAGGGCUGAUAUAUGUCAUAUUGGGCUACUUGCAAGGAAAGACGAAGGUUUUAACUGGAUACUGUAUAUUUCUAGGGAAGAGCUUAAUAUCUUGGAAAAUCAAGAAGCAAACGACAAUGAUUUGAGAAUCAAAGCCCCUACUCCUAUUUCGUUCUCUUGUGACAAUCAAGCUGCCCUUUAUAUAGCGGCAAAUUCAGUUAUCCAUGAAAGAACAAAACAUAUUGAAAUAGAUUGCCACUUAGUACGUAACAAGUACAAGGAAGGUUUCAUUGCCCCUAAGCAUAUAGCUUCUAAAGAACAGCCAACAUUUUCACAAGAUUAUUGCCAGGUCCCAGAUUCAUGUCCUUGA
This is a messenger RNA of Sesamum indicum (sesame), 708 nucleotides long. NCBI's taxonomy places the organism in Eukaryota, Viridiplantae, Streptophyta, Magnoliopsida, Lamiales, Pedaliaceae. The record is from RefSeq and is a predicted model, not a curated record.